AUGACCAUGGCCCUGCAGAUCUGCAAUAAUGCGCUCUAUUUCCUCCAAACAUGGAUUUCUCCUUCCACUCGCAAAAAGGGGAUGAUUCCAACAAUUGUGAAAAGCAGUGCCCAUAUGUUGGAUGGAUGGAGUAAAUUGAUAUUGUCAGGUGAAUCGGAAGUUGAUGUGCAAAAGGAGUUCCACGAUCUCACAGCAGAUGUUAUUUCUCGCACAGUAUUUGGAAGCAGUUUUAUAGAGGGAAAACACAUCUUUGAAAUGCAGACCGUACAGAUGAUUCUUGCAGGUGACGCACUUCGCAGUGUUUAUAUUCCGGGUUUCAGGGAAAAGACUGCUAUAACAGAAAAAACAGGUGGAUAUGGUGCCGAUUUGCUUGGUUUGAUGAUGUCUGAGAGCAAGCAGCAGGGGAGAGUCAAUGUAAAAUGUAAUGCAAGCCUGAUUACAGAGGAAAUCAUUGAUGAAUGCAAGACUUUCUACUUUGCUGGUCAUGAAACUACAUCACUACUGUUGACAUGGACUAUAACAUUGCUGGGAAUGCAAGAUUGGCAAGAGCGAGGUCGCAGAGAAGUGAUGGAAGUAUGUGGAAAUCACAAUUACCCAGAUGCAGACAGCUUAAGUCACCUCAAAAUUGUGGGAAUGAUCAUAAAUGAGGCCCUAAGACUUUACCCACCUGUAGUUCGUGUGUUCCAAACGACAAGUGAGCCGAUGAAACUUGGAAGGAUCUCAAUUCCUGCAGGCAUUGAACUUGAGAUUCUGAUCCUGGCGAUUCACCAUGAUCCUGCUUUGUGGGGAGACGAUGCCAAAGAUUUCAACCCAGGGCGAUUUAAUGAAGGAAUUGCAAAGUAUACAAUGCAUCCAAUGGCAUUCAUGCCCUUUGGUGCAGGUCCAACUAUCUGUGUGGGCCAAAAUUUUGCCUUGUUGGAAGCAAAAAUAGUUUUGGCCAUGAUUCUACAAAGAUUUUAUUUUGUGAUUUCACCUACUUAUACUCACGCUCCUUUGCUUUUACCUACUGUGAAACCUUAA
Molecule: messenger RNA, 1020 nt
Organism: Cryptomeria japonica (Japanese cedar)
Lineage: Eukaryota; Viridiplantae; Streptophyta; Pinopsida; Cupressales; Cupressaceae
Product: cytochrome P450 CYP72A616-like
Exons: 4
Coding region: 1-1020 (339 amino acids)
Molecular function (GO): heme binding; iron ion binding; monooxygenase activity
Source: RefSeq, a predicted model, not a curated record